UGUCGGAGCCGUUUGCCGGUGCCAGGCACGUGAACUUCACAAUCUCUAUGCCGAGAUCUAAUGUCAUUAAAUUCGCACAAGGUUAAACAUGAGCUACCGACAAAAACUUUUCAUUUCAUGUGGGUUUUACACCUGUCUCUGGGUCUAAGUCUGAGAAUGACUAUAGACGUGAAGUGUUGCCUUAACUGUCAGAGACUUGGAAUCAUUAGAAUUGUAAAAUUAUACACAAGAUCAGAAAGAAGAAGGAAGAAAGUCGUUUUCAAAUAAUGGUUUUCAUUUGCAACAAAAAGUGCUCACUUUUCUGUUUGUUCAUUAGUGUCUGGGGCACCAUCCAGUUGCUAUUGAUGGGCGUGUUCUUUUCAACACACUCCCUUGCCUUUAUCCCAUAUAUACCAGUUAAGGAUAGCUACGAUAGUUUGGAUGAAUUUCGUGAGGAUGCCGAUGUCGCCUUCAAUGAAGUUGCUUAUCGCUGCUAUGCGAGUGCCGUUCUCUAUGGAUUAUUUGCGAUUCUCUCUCUGAUCUGUAUACGUUUGAAGAAGAUACAGAUGAUAAAUAGACAAAAUCGAGCUAUACGUUUCCAGUCUGCAGUCUAAAAUAUUCUUGAUUAUAUAUUAUAUUAAGCCUAAUGCAUGAAUAUAUAUAACUUAAAAAUAA
Drosophila innubila is the source of this 654-nucleotide messenger RNA. RefSeq names its product ribonuclease kappa. Gene Ontology annotation, molecular function: RNA endonuclease activity. The transcript has a single exon. NCBI's taxonomy places the organism in Eukaryota, Metazoa, Arthropoda, Insecta, Diptera, Drosophilidae. Bases 267 to 593 code for a protein of 108 amino acids. The record is from RefSeq and is a predicted model, not a curated record.